Zychaea mexicana is the source of this 312-nucleotide messenger RNA. Its product is annotated as small nuclear ribonucleoprotein Sm D2. Gene Ontology annotation, biological process: RNA splicing; spliceosomal snRNP assembly. Gene Ontology annotation, cellular component: U5 snRNP; precatalytic spliceosome; U1 snRNP. The transcript is spliced from 3 exons. The coding region runs from base 1 to 312 and encodes 103 amino acids. Gene Ontology annotation, molecular function: RNA binding. The record is from RefSeq and is a predicted model, not a curated record. NCBI's taxonomy places the organism in Eukaryota, Fungi, Mucoromycota, Mucoromycetes, Mucorales, Lichtheimiaceae.
AUGUCGGAGGAAGAGCUCCGUAAGCAAGAAGAAGUCGAAUUCAACACGGGUCCAUUGUCAGUACUCCAGCAAUCCGUCAAGAACAACAAUCAAAUCCUGAUCUCUUGCCGUAACAACCACAAGAUUUUAGCACGUGUCAAGGCAUUUGAUCGACAUUGCAACAUGGUUCUUGAAAAUGUCAAAGAGAUGUGGACAGAGACUCCUCGAACAGGCAAAGGAUCCAAGGCAAAGCCUGUCAAUAAGGAUCGUUUCGUAAGCAAAAUGUUCCUUCGUGGCGAUUCAGUUGUUCUCAUUCUGCGCAACACUGUUUAA